GCCUCACACAGUAUGAGCACUAUUCUCAGUCAGGUUGAAUCACAAUUGGAGGAGAGUCCAGUUCAGAGACGAGUGAGCAGAUCCUACCAGAUCUUCCCUGAAGCUAACACGAAUGAAGUGUCAGAUUCCAGCUCCUGUCCUGAAGACUUUUUGUACAGGAGGGAGCGACUCCCCUCUAUAGUUGUGGAGCCUACAGAGCACAGUGAGCUGGAGAGUGGGCAGCUGCGCUGGCCCCCACGAGGCGUAAUAAGUAACAAUGUGGAGGAGGAAGAGGAGGACAGCAGUGCUCAUUGUACAGAGGGCUGUGAGCAGCAGGAAGAUGUGGGGAUGGAAGAAAGCUCAGUUGCCAGAAAGUCUUCUAUUGGACCUUCCCAGACUCAACUGUGCCUCUCUCGGCUGACACCACCUGCUUCCCCCACCCCCCCUGAGGCUGCCCCGCCCUGUCUGAGGAGCUAA
Messenger RNA from Acanthopagrus latus (yellowfin seabream), 456 nucleotides. RefSeq names its product protein LBH-like. The record is from RefSeq and is a predicted model, not a curated record. The transcript is spliced from 4 exons. Lineage: Eukaryota; Metazoa; Chordata; Actinopteri; Spariformes; Sparidae. The coding region runs from base 13 to 456 and encodes 147 amino acids.